AUGAAUUCUGCAACUUUUUUACGUGGAUGUGCAAUAUUUGCCUUUAUGGUUUCGAUGAUGUUUAUCGGUUUCGGCAUUACAGCAUACCACCACACGCAUGAUCCUGAUACAUAUAAACUCUAUAAAAAUACCAGCUGUCUAAUAACAGAUCAUAAACGCGUUACUGAAGAAAAACGUGUAUGCUAUGGCGCUGGUCAAAGAACUGGUUGUACGUCUCUAGAUGUGACUUAUGACAAACUUUUUUUGUCAUAUAUUAUUUGGAAUGGAACACUUGUUAAUGGCACAAGGUAUAUCGAGUUCUCUACAGAAAGAGAUUACUCUAAAGAAAUUGGUUCUCAUCACAAAUGUUUAUACAACCCAGAACGUGUAACAGAUGUAGUUUUGAAACUUCCUGAUGGAACAGGUAUAACUUUUGCAUAUGUCUGUUUUGGAAUUGGUUUUGGAAUUCUGAUAUUAGCUGGGGUCUUGUUUCUUGCCUCACGGAGUAUAAAAAGCGAAAAUGGCAUUUAA
Adineta steineri is the source of this 510-nucleotide messenger RNA. NCBI's taxonomy places the organism in Eukaryota, Metazoa, Rotifera, Eurotatoria, Adinetida, Adinetidae. The record is from the annotation of a GenBank genome assembly.